Mustela lutreola (European mink) is the source of this 13608-nucleotide messenger RNA. It is a transcript of the gene GREB1L, whose product is annotated as GREB1 like retinoic acid receptor coactivator. The transcript is spliced from 33 exons. The coding region runs from base 5055 to 10967 and encodes 1970 amino acids. The record is from RefSeq and is a predicted model, not a curated record. NCBI's taxonomy places the organism in Eukaryota, Metazoa, Chordata, Mammalia, Carnivora, Mustelidae. Gene Ontology annotation, biological process: multicellular organism development; kidney development.
UGUCCUUAACAGAAAAUAAAAACCUUUUCAGACAGAGGGAAAAUAUUGGAGGAAACUAAGUUAUAUAAACAUUCCUAACAUUUUAGGGAGUUGAUAAGACUAUUUUUGAUUUCUCGACUUGCCACAUAAUGGAUUAAUGAAACAUGACUGAGUCUUCCAAUGUUGGAAGCAAUGGGUAGAAAAGGGUAUGAAGAAGAGAGUUCUCAAAAUCAGGGGACAUGCAGUUCAUCCAUCAGGUGCUUUGGAGUUCAAGGGCGUCCCAUGCUUUCUCCCCUAUAUGUGGGUAUUUAGUUAUUAUUUGUUAAAUAAGUUACCCUUUGUUUAUCUCUCCCUUUCAUCUAAUACACUGAGAUUUAUUGAGGGGAGGGGUAAUUUUAUUUUAUUUUGACUUUUUAAAAUUGUUGCUUGGCUUUGUGCCUAUUAGCCACAUGUCUUAAGCUAAAACUCCUUUUAAGUCUUGUCUUGCAGCCAUGACAUAUAGAGACAAGGACAGAUCAGCAAACAUAGAAAUCUAUGGGUUGUUUUGGUUUAGUUUGGUUUGGUGUGAUUUGGUUUGGCUUGGCAAUUUAGUAAUAGUAUUUUACAGAGUAUCCAUUUACCCAAUUAGGUUGCUAUUGUAGGGAUUUAAACAGCUGGAUAGUCUCGGUGAUUAAGAUAGCCUAAGAGAGCUGUUGCUAUAGCCAAACUGGUUAGAUUCUACUCCUGUCUUUGCCAUCUCCUUUUUCUUUCCCCUUGGGCAAGUUCCUUAAAUUCUCUAGGCCUCAGCUCUCUUAAAAAUGAGGACAAUAGAGUACUUACCUGACAGUUAGCAAGCUCUCCAUGUUACUAGUAUUCUAAUUGUCCAAAGAAGAAUGUCUCCUCUCCCGUUUCUUUUUUUUUUUUUUUCCUUUCCCAUUUCUUGACAAUGACAAGACCACCACCACCACCAGUAAUAAUAUUAAUGAUAGCAGCAACUGAGUAGCGUAUCACCUGCCUGUUAGGUGCCUACUAUUGUGACACAUUCUUCACACAUAACAUAAAGUUAAUAUUUGAAAAAUAAGAAUAUGUAUUCUGAAAUCUUAUCUAAUGCUUCAUUUUUUAAAAGAUUUUAUUUAUUUAUUUGACAGAGAGAGAGAUCACAAGUAAGCAGAGAGGCAGGCAGGGGGGUGGGGAACAGGCUCCCCACUGAGCAGAGAGCUGGAUGCGGGGCUCGAUCCCAGGACCCUGGGAUCAGGACCUGAGCCGAAGGCAGAGGCUUUAACCCCCUGAGCCACCCAAGCACCUCUAAUGCUUCAUUUUUUAAAAAAGAUCCUAUUUAUUUAUUUGAGAAAGAGAGGAUGAGAAAGAGCACGGACAGUGAGGAGGGGCAGAGGGAGAGGGAGAAGGUGUCUCCCUGCUGAGCAGGGAGCCUGACGUUGGGCUUGAUUCCGGGACCCUGAGAUCAUCACCUAAGCUGAAGGCAGAUGCUUAACCAACUGAGCCAACCAGGUGCCCCUUAUCUAAUGCUUUAAUUGUAAAAGUCUUUAGGGUGCAAGUUAAAGGAAAAUUUUCUUCCUCUGUCCUGUGUACUUUGUAACUACUAAAAGAGUAAAUUACUGUAUUAAUGAUACAGUAACUAUUAGCCAUGAAACAUUUGACAAAAGGAAAUAAAAACGUUACAGAUCAAGUAGUUUCCCCCAAAUUGUAUUGCUUGUCCUUUCCUCUUUCAACAGAAAAAGGAGUAUUUAGAAGAGGCCAUGGAGCCAUUAGCAGGUGCUUAUUUCCCAAGCUACCCUUUUCCUUACUUCUUCAGUCUUUGUUCCCAAAGCCACCAGUGAUGGAAGCUGACUGUUCUACUCUAUCCCUUUUAUUUUUCUGUAGAAAAGGAGAAGGCUAGAGCAUAAAGAUCCCAGACCACAAUGGUGUGGUGGUUUGUAUGUGAUCCUACUUGCAUUUUGAGCAAUUAAUUAGUGGUGCAUGGGGCAGUUAAGAGUCCGACUCUUGAUUUCAGCUCAGUUCAUGAUGUCAGGGUGGUGAGGUCAUGCCCCGCAUCAGGCUCCAUGCUGCUGAAUGUGGAGCCUGCUUAAGAUUCUCUCUCUCCCUCUGCCACUCCCACCCCUUUCUCUCAAAACGAAUUAUGGGGGGGGGGGGGACACUGGGGUGGCCCAGUUAGGCAUCUGCCCUCAGCUUUGGUCAUGAUCUCCAGGUCCUGGAAUGGAGCCUCACAUCGGGCUCCCUGCUCAGCAGGGACCCUGAUUCUCCCUUUCUCUCUGUGUGCUCUCUCGCUCUCUCUCAAAUAAAUAAAUAAAAUCUUUAAGAAGGAAAAAAAGAAAACAAAGGUGCCUGGGUGGCUCAGUCAGUUAAGUGGCUGCCUUUGGCUCAGGUCAUGAUCCCAGGUCCUAGGAUCCAGCUCUCCACCGAGCUCCUUUCUCAUGGGGAAACUGUUUUUCUCCUGCCUGUCCUUCCCUCUGCUUUUGCUCUCUCUCGCUCUAUGUCAAAUAAAUAAAUAAAAAUCUUAAAAAAAAAAAAAAAAACAUUAGUGGGGCAAAAGGAGCCCAUAUUGUAUACCAUGUCUUUCUUAGAGAUUUCUUUAAUGUCACAAGAGUGUCUAUUAGCAUCUCAGAGGUCUGUAGUCCUUAAUGUAAGCCAGAUACAUAAGUUAUGAAUAUAUAUAUAGAAAUUGCAACUUUGCUUUCUUACUGUGUUUGAUUCAACAACUGAUUCUGAAAAUUCUGAAAAGUAGUUCUCUGUUUUCUGACCUGAAGUUGAAUUUAUUCACAGUGAUUUUCAGUGGCAUAACAUUUUCAGAUGACAUAACAAUGUCAUCUUAGGCACUGGGAGAUCUUUGAGAUUCACAGGAAAGGAAGGCUGGUGGUCUAGGUGGAUAAUGCCAACAGUUUCAGUGACCCUAGGGGUGACUGGGUGGCUCAUUCAUUAAGUGUCUGCCUUCGGCUCAGGUCAUGAUCUCAGGGUCCUGGGAUUGAGCCCCACAUGGGGCUCCCUGCUCAGCAGGAAACCUGCUUCUCCCUCUUCCACUCCUCUAGUUUGUGUUCCCUCUCUCGCUUUGUUUCUCUCUAUCAAAUAAAUAAAUAAAAUCUUAAAUAAGUAAAAUAUUAUAGCAUAUGAUAUUAAGAAUACACUAAAAAGGCUUCUUCCUUGAACUUCACCUUUCUUUUGGUAGCAUUGAACUGGAAAUUGGGUAGCAUUGAACUUGAACUAGUAAAGGGAAGAACUCCAUACUCAGCACUAAAAAAGUCCAGGGUCAGUUUUGGGGCACCUGGGUGGCUCAGUGGGUUAAAGAUUCUGCCUUCGGCUCAGGUCAUAGAAUUGACCUAUCUCAGGGUCCUGGAAUUGAACCCCAUGCCUGGCUUUCUGCUCAGCAGGGAGCCUGCUUCCCCUUCUCUCUCUGUGCCUGCCUCUCUACCUACUUGUGAUCUCUGUCAAAUAAAUAAAUAGAAUCUUCUUUUAAAAAAAAGAAGAAGUCUACGGUCAGUUUUAUAAUUCUUCAUAUUAUCAUUAUCAUUUAAAAAAAUACUGUUAUGUUUUCAUUUAGAAUGAUUAGUCACUUUCUUUUAUUCUUCAAAUUGUUUCAUGGGUACUUACCUUUGUUUCCCUCUGAAUAUUGCUAAUGCUCUUGUCAGAUUAUGAAUAUCUUCUAUAUGGUGAAACUUGAUCACCCAUUUUUAUGUUGAUUUAGUAUUUUUAUUCAGCACAAUAUUUAUUUGCCCUGCACAUACGUAUUUGUUAUAUUGCUCCUUAAGCUAGAAAUCUAAGAGAUGAGAUUACGUAGUUCUCCAUGUACAACUGGGCACUUCUUUAUUAAACUAAAAAGAUCUCUUAGAGAAUAUAGUUCUCAAGGUUUUCAAUGACAAAAGGAAGAUAACUUGUUAAGCAGGUAAUAGUUAAGAAGAGGCAAGAUUUCCAGGCAUUUGGUGCUCUGGAGAAAGACUAAAGGUCCAUCUUUGAAGUUAUUCCAUUGUUUUCCACUGUUAAGAGAUCCCAUGGUUGAGUGUGCUGGUAGUGUUCUCCCUUCUGCAAAGAAGAAAGGUGAAAUAGGUCUUGAAAUUUUGACUUACACAUAUAAAGUGGUGACACAGCCUAUUUCUCCUGCAACCCCACCCUGUUUUGGUCCCGUGUGGCUCUACUGAAAAAUUUAUUGUUUUUGAGCUUUAGAAAAUUUAAAUUGUUUAUGUUUGUACUAAUGGGGAGUCUUAGAAGCUUGGACAAGAACUUAGUAUUUUAGGAGAACUUUAUUUGACAGACCUUGUUGAUUCUUCUUCCACUUAUAAUUUUAAGUAUCAUACAUAUACUUUCAGGUAUGUACUUUUUAUAAGAAAGAAAACUUGUAAUUGAAAGAAACCUAGUAAUUUAUUUCUUUUAGUUUAAUAGAGAUACAAUGGACAUAUAACAUUUUAUAAGUCUUAGGUGUACCAUAUAAUGAUUCGAUUGGGGUAUAUGCUACAAAAUGGUUACUACAAUAAGUUAAGCAUCGCCUCAUAUAAUUACAAAAUUUCUUUUCCUUAUAAAAAGGAACAUACUAAUUUAAAUACAUGGCAUUUAGUUUAUUAUUACCUACUUUGAGAAAGGUUUGCCAAAAUACAAUUCCAGGGGCUCCUGGGUGGCUCAGGGGGUUGAAACCUCUGCCUUUGGCUCAGAUCAUGAUCCCAGGGUCCUGGGGGAUUGAGUCACGCAUUGGGCUCUCUGCUCGGCGGGGAACCUGCUUCCCCCUCUCUCUGCCUGCCUCCCUGCCUACUUGUGAUCUCUCUCUCUGUCAAAUAAAUAAAUAAAAUCCUUUUUAAAAAAUUACUUACAAAAUACAUUUCCAGCUUUUCUUCCAAAUCCUAAGUAUCUCUAACAAAGCUUUGAUAAACUCAGCUACUCUGAUGGAAAUGUCUGAAUACUACUCACUGCUAUAAGGAGUCAUGUAAAUGGCCUUCUUUGCUAUGCAGAGGCAGAUCAGAGCCCCCAAAAUCUCCUAUGGAGCUCAUGCAUAUACGUGUGAGAAACCUGACUCUAAGUUUGUGCUGUGCAUCACCCAUUCUCUGCUGAGUCAUCACUACUGGAUCUUGGCUUCCUUUUCCUGCUGAGCCCAGACCAUGGGGAAUUCAUAUGCUGGGCAACUGAAAUCUGCUCAAUUUGAGGAAGCUCUCCACAACUCCAUAGAAGCGUCUCUCAGAUGUAGUAGUGUGGUACCACGGCCAAUUUUUUCCCAGCUGUACUUGGACCCUGACCAGCAUCCUUUCUCAUCUGCAGAUGUGAAACCCAAAGUGGAGGAUCUGGAUAAAGAUUUGGUACACCGCUACACUCAAAAUGGAAGCCUGGAUUUUUCUAACAAUCUAACAGUUAAUGAAAUGGAAGAUGAUGAAGAUGAUGAAGAAAUGUCUGAUUCAAAUAGCCCACCAAUUCCCUAUUCACAAAAACCUGCUCCAGAAGGGUCUUGCACUACAGAUGGUUUUUGUCAAGCGGGAAAGGAUUUGCGUUUGGUAUCUCUGUGUAUGGAACAAAUCGACAUCCCAGCAGGAUUCCUCCUGGUGGGGGCCAAGUCUCCCAAUCUUCCUGAGCACAUCCUAGUGUGUGCUGUAGACAAGCGAUUUCUACCAGAUGAUCAUGGGAAAAAUGCACUUUUAGGGUUUUCUGGAAACUGUAUCGGCUGUGGAGAAAGAGGAUUUCGGUAUUUCACGGAAUUUUCCAACCAUAUUAACUUGAAGCUCACCACCCAGCCAAAGAAGCAGAAGCACUUAAAGUACUACCUAGUGAGAAGCUCCCAGGGUGUACUGUCGAAGGGACCUCUUAUCUGCUGGAAAGAAUGUAGAAGCCGACAAUCCUCUGCUACUUGCCACUCUAUGAAACCAAACUCUUCAGUAUCAUCAACUGUGACUCCGGAAAAUGGCACAACCAAUGGAUACAAAUCAGGAUUCAUUCAGACAGAUUCGCCAAUUCUCAGUCCAGCUAAUUCUGCAAUCAAUUUAAGUGGAGCUCAGGACCUGACCCGGAAUAAGAAUGUUGUGAAGCCACUGGCUUUAUCUUUGCAGGUUGUAGGGAAGACUUUUGCCGCAGAUGCUGCUAAUGGAAACAGUAGCCAUGGAGGGAAGAGCAGUGCAGCCAGCUCCACUCCAGCUCGCCCAGGGAAUUACUCUUUGUCACCAAGACCUAGCUAUGCAUCAGGAGACCAAGCUACCAUGUUCAUUUCUGGGCCACCAAAGAAACGACACCGGGGAUGGUAUCCUGGGUCACCUGUCCCACAACCUGGUUUAGUUGUACCUGUUCCUACAGUCCGCCCUCUUUCAAGAACUGAGUCCCUUUUAUCUGCUCCAGUUCCACAGACCCCAUUAACUGGAAUUUUACAACCUCGACCCAUUCCUGCAGGGGAAACUGUAAUUGUUCCUGAAAACCUGCUGAGUAACUCAGGAGUUAGACCAGUAAUUCUGAUAGGCUAUGGCACUUUACCCUAUUUCUAUGGAAAUGUUGGUGACAUUGUUGUGAGUCCUCUGCUGGUGAAUUGCUACAAGAUUUCACAGUUGGAAAACAAAGAUUUGGAACACUUAGGGUUGACUGGCAGCCAACUCCUGAGCGUCGAAAACAUGAUUCUUCUGACGAUACAGUAUCUUGUACGGCUAGGUCCUGAUCAGAUACCUCUCAGGGAAGAAUUUGAGCAAAUCAUGCUGAAGGCCAUGCAGGAAUUUACUCUGAGAGAGAGAGCCCUGCAGCUGGGUGCUCAGUGUACCCCUGUGUCUCCAGGACAACUCCCCUGGCUUGCGAGACUAAUUGCCAGUGUAUCUCAAGACUUGGUUCAUGUGAUCGUGACCCAAAACUCUUUGGCCGAAGGCAUUUCAGAGACACUGAGGACUCUCAGUGAAAUGAGACACUAUCAAAGACUACCAGAUUAUGUGGUGGCAAUUUGUGCUUCAAAAAUCAGAGGAAACGAAUUUUGUGUGGUAGUGUUAGGUCAGCAUCAGUCCAGAGCUCUGGCAGAGAGCAUGCUCACCACAAGUGAGUUUUUGAAAGAAAUUAGUUACGAGCUCAUCACAGGAAAGGUCAGUUUCCUGGCAUCACAUUUCAAAACCACAUCAUUAGGCGACGACCUGGACAAGCUGCUAGACAAAAUGCAACAGAGAAGAGGAGAGAGUGUGGUGACCCCUUUCAAUGGAGAUCUUAACGAGUGUGUGUCAGCUCAGGAGGCUGCCGCUAUGAUCCCCACGAAAAACCUGGAUUUAGAUAAUGAGACCUUCCAAAUUUACCAACCACAGCUAACGGUUGCCAGAAAACUCUUAUCCCAGGUGUGUGCUAUCGCAGACAGCGGCAGCCAGAGCCUGGACCUGGGCCACUUCAGCAAAGUGGACUUUAUCAUCAUUGUCCCAAGAUCGGAGGUUCUGGUCCAGCAAACUCUUCAACGGAUUCGACAAUCAGGUGUCCUUGUAGACUUGGGUCUGGAGGAAAAUGGGACGGCUUAUCAGAGAGCAGAGAAAUAUGUUGUUCGUCUAGACAAUGAGAUUCAAACCAAGUUUGAAGUUUUUAUGAGAAGGGUAAAACAGAACCCGUACACACUGUUUGUGCUGGUUCAUGACAACUCCCAUGUGGAACUAACGAGUGUCAUUUCGGGCUCUUUGUCACAUGGCGAACCCAGUCAUGGAUUGGCUGAUAGAGUCAUUAACUGCAGAGAAGUUCUGGAAGCUUUCAAUCUGCUGGUACUCCAGGUUAGCUCCUUCCCGUACACACUACAGACCCAACAGUCUCGAAUCAGCUCCAGCAAUGAAGUUCACUGGAUACAGCUGGACAGCAUGGAGGACAUGAGCUGCCAGGAGAAGCUGUAUUUUGGCCUGAAUGAAUACAGUAAGUCUCUACAGUGGGGAAUCACAAGCCCCCUUCUGAGAUGUGAUGAGACUUUUGAAAAAAUGGUGAACACGCUCUUGGAAAGGUACCCCAGGCUGCACAGCAUGGUUGUCCGCUGCUACCUUCUCAUCCAGCAGUACUCAGAGGCUCUGAUGGCUCUCACCACCAUGGCGUCGCUCCGAGACCACAGCACCCCGGAAACACUCAGCAUUAUGGAUGACCUCAUCAGCUCCCCGGGAAAAACCAGAAGUGGGAGGGGACACAUGCUCAUUAUCAGGGUGCCCUCCGUGCAGCUGGCAAUGUUGGCCAAGGAGCGGCUGCAGGAGGUGCGCGACAAGCUGGGGCUGCAGUACCGCUUCGAGAUCAUCCUCGGGAACCCUGCCUCUGAACUCAGUGUCGCAACGCACUUUGUGGCACGAUUAAAGACCUGGAGAGGAAAUGAACCAGAAGAGUGGACCCCUCGGACAUACCAAGAUUUAGAAGGUCUGCCUUGUAUCGUGAUAUUAACUGGCAAAGAUCCUCUUGGAGAAACAUUUCCCAGGUCUUUGAAGUACUGUGACCUGCGGCUCAUCGACUCAAGCUACUUAACUCGCACAGCCUUGGAGCAGGAGGUGGGUCUGGCAUGCUGCUACGUCUCAAAAGAGGUCAUCCGGGGCCCCGCUGUUGCCCUGGACCUUAGCGGGAAGGAGCAGGAAAGAGCCACCGCCAGCGAGAAUGACGCUGAUGAGCUGCUGAUCGACCUGGAGAGGCCACAGAGCAACAGUAGUGCUGUCACUGGAACCUCCGGCUCCAUCAUGGAGAACGGGGUGAGCUCUUCCAGCACCGCCGACAAGUCCCAGAAGCUGUCGCUGACCCCCGGCUUCCAGAGCCCAGCCAACAGUAUGGGGCUGGAUGAAGGGGUCUCCACGGGCACAGCUGGAGCUGGGGAGACCCUGAAGCAGGAGUGUGAUUCCCUGGGCCCCCAGAUGGCCAGCAGCACCACCUCCAAGCCGUCCUCGUCGUCGUCCUCCUCCUCCUCCUCGGGUCCCCGGGCCCUAGCGUGGCCCGGGCAGGCGCCCCAGGGCUGCGGGGGCCUGCACGCCACCCUGCCCCCGAUCGUGAUCUUAUCGAAGGCGGCCUACAGCCUGCUGGGCUCCCCACGAGGAGGCAAGCCGCCCGCGUCCUCCUCGCUGCUGCCGCACGCUGACGUGGCCUGGGUGAGCUCCCUGCGGCCGCUGCUGCACAAGGACAUGAGCAGCGAGGAGCAGUCCCUCUACUACCGGCAGUGGACCUCGGCGCGACAGCACCACGCCGACUUCAGCAACCAGCCGGACCCCGCUUCGGGCGCCCGCACCUGCCACCCCCGGCGGCUGCUGCUGACCGGCCCCCCUCAGGUGGGGAAGACCGGCUCCUACCUGCAGUUCCUUAGGAUCCUCUUCCGCAUGCUCAUCAGGCUCCUGGAGGUGGACGUGUAUGAUGAGGGGGAGAUCAACACGGAUCACAGCGAAAGCAGUGAGGUCAGCCAGUCAGAGGGAGAGCCCUGGCCUGACAUCGAGAGCUUCAGUAAAAUGCCCUUUGACGUCAGUGUGCACGAUCCCAAGUACCGUUUGAUGAGCAUGGUCUAUACGGAGAAGCUGGCAGGGGUCAAGCAAGAAGCAAUAAAGGAUGCCAAAGCCGAGGAGCCCGGGAAGCGAGGAACGGUGUCCAUGAUGCUGACCAAGUACGCGGCCUACAACACCUUCCACCACUGCGAGCAAUGCCAGCAGUACAUGGACUUCACCUCUGCCUCCCAGAUGUCUGACUCCACUCUUCACGCAUUCACGUUCUCUUCCUCUAUGCUGGGAGAAGAGGUGCAGCUCUAUUUCAUCAUUCCCAAGUCCAAAGAGAGUCAUUUUGUCUUCAGCAAGCAGGGUAAACACCUGGAGAGCAUGCGGCUGCCCCUGGUGUCAGACAAGAAUUUAAAUGCAGUCAAGAGCCCUAUUUUCACUCCUUCCAGUGGUCGCCAUGAGCACGGACUCCUAAACCUCUUUCAUGCCAUGGAGGGCAUCAGCCACCUGCACCUUCUGGUGGUCAAAGAAUACGAGAUGCCUCUGUACCGCAAGUACUGGCCCAACCACAUCAUGCUGGUGCUCCCUGGGAUGUUCAAUAACGCAGGCGUGGGUGCUGCCAGGUUUCUCAUUAAGGAGCUGUCCUACCACAAUCUGGAACUGGAGAGGAACCGCCUGGAAGAACUGGGAGUUAAACGCCAGUGUGUCUGGCCUUUCAUCGUUGUGAUGGAUGACUCGUGUGUUCUGUGGAACAUUCACAGUGUUCAGGAUCAGAGCAGCCAGCCCAUGGAAGCAGGAGUUUCCAGUAAGAAUGUGUCCUUGAAGAGUGUCUUGCAGCAUAUUGAAGCAACACCAAAAAUCAUCCACUAUGCAAUCCUGGGCAUACAGAAAUGGAGCAGCAAGUUGAAUUCUCAGAGCCUGAAAGCCCCAUUUUCUAGGUGCCAUGUGCAUGACUUCAUUCUCCUUAACAUAGACUUGACUCAGAAUGUACAGUAUGACUUCAACAGGUAUUUCUGUGAAGAUGUUGACUUUAACCUGAGAACAAACAGUAGUGGCCUGCUCAUCUGCCGCUUUAAUAACUUCAGUCUCAUGAAGAAACAUGUUCAGGUUGGAGGGCAACGGGACUUUAUCAUUAAACCAAAGAUCAUGGUGUCAGAGAGCUUAGCACCCAUCUUGCCCCUUCAGUAUGUCUGUGCUCCCGACAGUGAACAUACACUACUGGCAGCCCCUGCGCAGUUUCUCCUGGAGAAGUUCCUUCAGCACGCUUCCUACAAACUCUUCCCCAAAGCCAUCCAUAACUUCAAGAGUCCUGUGUUGGCCAUUGACUGCUACCUUAACAUUGGACCAGAGGUGGCCAUAUGCUACGUCAGCUCCAGGCCCCACUCCAGCAAUGUCAGCUGUGAAGGGGUGUUUUUCAGUGGACUUCUCUUGUACCUCUGUGACUCUUUUGUAGGUGCUGAUCUUCUGAAGAAAUUUAAGUUUCUAAAAGGUGCUACCCUAUGUGUCAUCUGCCAAGACAGAAGCUCCUUACGCCAAACAAUUGUCCGCUUAGAGCUAGAGGAUGAGUGGCAGUUCCGCCUCCGGGACGAGUUUCAAACCGCUAACAGCAGUGAUGACAAGCCCCUCUACUUUCUUACUGGCCGCCACGUAUGACCUUUUGAAGAGACCAAACACAGCGAAGGGAUGCCUAGGUGGGGUGGGGCAGAAACAAUUACUUGGGAUUUUUUUCCUUUAAGGUACAAUCACUGUGGAGCAAAGUGCAACGUAUUUGUUCUCCAAAGAAAUCCACCCCUCCAACCCCAAUCUGACCCAGGUAUUUGGGGCUAUCAUUCUCUUUCAGUUCCACUGUCAGGACCUUAAAUUCAGGUUAACUCCACCCUAGGCAGUUAUGCAAUUACUUAAGACAUGGUCUGCCAUGGGAGCCUGAGGAGGACGUACUUGGAGUUUGCAUUGUUUUUUCUACUACACUAUGUUAGGGGGAAAACAGACUCUCGGCAUUAGCUAGUCUGAAUGUGUUACGAGACUCACACCGUUGGUGUGGAAUUAAUUGAAGAUUAACGUUUGAGGCCUGAACCCUCAGUUUCUCUUCAGAUCUGUACUUUGGUACAGUAUUACUCAGGGGUCUGAAAUGAUAGAAUGUAGAAGAUAUUUGUAUUUUAAAAAAAAAAAGAAGUAGCUUUGUCUUUCUCUGUGCAGUGUUAGUUUAAGAUUUAUAAUCUUAUAUGUAUUGAAACUUUUGGCAAAAUUUCCACAGGAGUUAAAAGUUUACUAUUUAAACUGAACAAACAAAUCAGUAAAUGCAGAGUAGGCGCUGUAUACAUUUAUGCAGCUUCUCCUUGCUGAAAUUCCUUUGCUUUUUACAUUCUUUAAAAAUGUUUCCCGUCUCUAAGCACAGUAUGUCUAUGAGAAUAUGGACCAGCGUUUAAUCUUGAACAAGGAGAACCUAAUUCAGUAGUUGAGCCCAUUAAAAACUGUUCAGUGGUCACCCCAUCCCCACCCUGUUUGGCUGGAACGAAGUAGCCAGCACCAGGAAAGCUACUCGUCAGGCUGCAGUUCUGUGUGGAGUAGAAGUAGUUCGUUUCCUUUCAGGGCCUCAACCAAAGCUUCCUUUAAAAGACACUGAAUGAUUAUCACCUACCUUAUACCGACAACACCACAAAAAUUGAUGAAAUGGGAAACAGAGCCAGAGAGAGAGAGACAUAACCAGUUUUAAUCCUACCAGUGAUUCUCUUGAAAGAAGAAAGAAAGAUUCCAUUACAUAAUGUCUCUGACUCAGCUAAAAUCAGCAGGGGGUGUUUGUUCAAUAUCAGCAGUGUAAGUUUCUACAGAUUUCUCACCAAUAUAUUUUAAUCAAAAACAGACUUUUAGAAAAUGUCCUAGAACCAACGAAGUCUAUUAGAAGUUUAUGCUUAAAUUACAGUUAUCAUUAAACAAUCUCCUUCACAUUUUUCUUAUUAGCCCGUAUAUACCACUUAAAAUGGCCAUUUUUACUUGAAUUGAUGUCUUAUCUGUGGCCUGAAACUACUGAAAGGGGGCUGACUAAGCCUGCAUUUACUUAAAACAAAUGAUGUUAACUGACCAGCUUUAUUAGCUUAUGAUAACAAGGAGUUUACAGUAGUGAAAAGAUGGAAUGUACUAAUCUGAAAAUGGUUUGCAGAUCUCUUGAUUUUAAUAUAGCUACUUAUGAUGCUUUAAAUGUAUUUUGAAAUGAACAAUUCCUUUAAACCCCAUUUUUAAAAUUGUCCUUCAAAGAGAAUCUGCCUUAUGUAUUCUUUAAAAAUACUCCUUAAUUUUCGUACAGCAGAAUUUUUGGUGAAGAGGUACGUUUUGAAGCAGGUUGCUUUAGAAAUGAAUGUAUUUCAAUUGUUCCUGUUUUGCUGAAAGGGCCUAAUGCAGAUGAUAUCAAGAAACCCACUGUUUGUGCAAUAUUCCAAUAACAUUUACUAUAUAGAGCAAAUAAGAUACUUGAAACAAUUCCAAAACAGUGGUACCUGGGGCAGAUGGCUUCUCAGGGUUUCUUCUGGCUUUAGGGCUUCAAAGUCUAAAGUGUGUUUUUUAAAGUAGUAACUUUAGAUGCAGGUACUCCAUGGUACUCUGAAAAAUCAAGUAACUAAUCUCUUAAAUACUACUUAACCCUAUGGAAGAGAAAUGCCAGAAAAAAGCCAAAGGACCAUCACCCCAAUGAUGAAGAAUUCCAACUGACCUCCCUAUUCUUUCCAAUGCCUGUAAUCCUAAGGUCGGGAUCUUUAAAAAUCACCUUAACAGUAUAAUUCUUUAGAAAUGUUAGGUCCUUCUCCUUUAAGGAUAAAAUUGCACAAGCACAGGACACCAUGAUUUGUUAAUACAUACCUUGGUGUGUUCAGCUUCAAGCCUUGCCAUCCUUUAGAACAUUGUGGUAUGAGUGUGUUUGCUAGGCCUGCAUAAUAACUAAUCUAUAAACCUGUUGAACUUUGUCAUGUAAGAUAGUUCACACAGGUUAAUACUGAAUGUAAACUAAAAUUAGAAUGAGAAUUGUAUUCAGUUAUUUUGGCUGUAACUUAUGCAAUUGCUUUUUGUGAUUUUUAGAAAAGGAGGCACCUGUGUUACUUUAUUACUGUAAAGUUUUCUCAACCAAAAUUUGGUGAAUUUCACUAGUUGGUCUACCUCACAUUUUGUUUAUGAUUCUAAAUUGUCUUAAGUUGUGUCUACAGUAUGUUGUCCUUUUGUUUAAUUUGGUGAAUGUAUUAAAAUUCUCUCCCAUCCCCCUCCCCCCGCCCCCCGCAAAAAAAGAAAAAGUUUGUUUUCUUUACACUAA